Molecule: messenger RNA, 3564 nt
Organism: Chara braunii
Lineage: Eukaryota; Viridiplantae; Streptophyta; Charophyceae; Charales; Characeae
Source: the annotation of a GenBank genome assembly
GCGGUGCAGGCGGCCAGAUCAGUGGCCAGAGUGCAAGGACGGGGGGGACACCGAUUCACAGCCCACGAAGCGCUGCUGCGCAGGGCAGAGGACGGACCAAUCGCGUUGGUGCUACAGCUCCCCGCGUUUCAUCCUCCCGCUGCCCCUCUCAACAUCCAAGCUAUUCCCCCUACCCCGUACUAAAUGCCUCCCUUCUUCUCUUACACCACCCUCCCCUAUCAACUCACGGAGGGCCCUUAUCCUAUGCGAGAGUUCUCGAAGUAUUUGGUGGAGCUGACUGACGUGGAGCCGCUGCCCUUCGCAGACGACGACGCGUGGGAGUUGCACCGUGCGCUGUACAAGUCGGUGGCAUUGGGGAUGUUCCAAUUCUUCGUGGAUCACGAAGACCACUGCAUCAGGGAGCACUUCGUCGUCUAUUACGUCAUCACACGGGCCAAGCCAGCGCAGAAGGAGGGGACGGUGGCGCUGUACCCAUUCGCCCAGCUCCAGACGAUCGAUCCGGGAUUGUUGGAGUUCAUACAUCUUGAGCUCCUAUCCAUUGCGCAAGUUAUCCCGAGUGAGGAAAAGGAGAUCCAGCCACGAUUGCGGACGACGUGUGCCCCCCGGAGAACGUACAACGUGGUCGUCAUCCCGAAUUUCGGUGCGCAGCGCGAGGAGAGGUUGGAGGACUUCAUGAAGGAAAAGCCGUUGCGACCUCCCUCGUCGUAUCCCAGACCGGCGCCGCCAAAGGCCCCCAAGAAGAUGCCGAAGAGGAAGAGACGCCACCCGUUGCCAGGAGCGCAAGGCAGCAGAAUCAGUGGCGGCGAGGAGGUGGUUCAACCCGCGCGCACGCGAAAUCUUGAUCCAUUGCCUGGGAGUGCGGCGACACUCGUUAAGGAGACUUUCGUGCCAUCGCCACCCUUCCCGCGCGUGCCCGAUCUCAAUCUUGAUGGAGCCGGGCCAUCAGUCGCAGCAGCCGCGGGAGGAAGUCGAAUGGGAUUACCGGAUCCCACACGGAUUUAUGGAAUCAAUGUGGAUAGAUGUAAAGUCAUUACGAUUCAGUUUGUUGAACUGCAGUUCAGGUCUACUGCAUCAUUUGCCUCAGGAGCAUCCUCCUCUUCAUCACCUUUUGACUCCCUGUUCUCCUUCUCCUCCUUCCUUUCCUUAUCCUCCUCCUCCUCCUCCUCCUCCUCAUCAUCAUCAGCAGCAGCAGCAGCAACAGCAGCAUCGCCAUCAUCAGCAUCAGCAUCGUCGCCAUUGCUAGCAUGUCGGACAGUUGUAGGUGGUCAAGAGUGUGAACUUUUCUAUGCAGGCCUGGUCCAUCCUCGUCUCCAAGAACAGGACAGACAUGCCGAGAGUUUUGGUAGGGCCUUCCCUGGGUUGAUGUACCUGAAAGAAGGCCUUGGCACGGGUUACUACAACCAUAGAUGGGUACAUCGAGAUCGAAAGAAGAAAAAACAGGAGAGCAGAGGAGGUAUUACACAACUUGGCAAGAUGAACCAUACGUAUGUAAUGCAAUCUUCUGCUAGUGCUGCUGCUGGUGUUGCUGGUGCUGGUGCUGCUGAAGAGGGUGGGAAGGCAGACGAGGCGUUGCCACUUGUUCUGCUGCUGACUAUAAACCGCCCGUUCUGUGUUUCGAAAACCGGAAUUGAAGUCUUUCAGAGUACUUUGCGAAAUCGCUUGUCCUACGUUGCUCAGCAUCCAAAUAUGGAUAUGGUGUACACGCUGGCGCAGAGGGAAGCACACAUGGUUUUCAUCAAGUGGGAUCUCAUCUCCUUUCCUCAUCUGAAGCACUCUGAGCAAGAGAGCCUGGUACAUCCUGAUCUUCAAAUGCAGGACAGAUAUGCGGAGAGUUUGGGUAACGCCUUUCCUGGCUUGAUGUACCUGAAAGAAGACCCUGGCACAGGCUACUACAUCCAUCGAUGGGUUCAUCAAGAUCGAGAGCAGAAACAACAGGAGAGCAGAGGAGGUAUUUCACAACUGGGCAAGAUGAACCAUACCUAUGUGAUGCAGUCUCCUGCUGCUGCGGAGGGUGCAAAGGCAGACGAGCCGCUGCCCCUUGUUCUAAUGGUGACUGUAAACCAACCCUUCUGUACUUUGAGAAACGGGACUGAAGUCUUUCAGAGGACUCUACGAAAUCGGGGAACCUACAUUGCUCAUCAUCCAAAUAUGGAUAUGCUGUACACAAUGGGGCAAAUGGAAGCACAUAGGUAUUUCGCCAAGUGGGAUGUCGUCUCCCAGUCGAUGACGAGGUACCAGGAGUACGAGUGGUUCAUGUGGAUGGACGCAGAUGCAUUUAUUAUGCAGCUACAUUUCCCCCUUCCUUGGCCUCGCUAUCAAGCUGAUAAGGAUGUUGACCUUGUUUUGUGGGGCAGCGACAGGAUGGUGUAUCAGAAUGCUUCGUUUCGUGGAAUCAAUUCUGGUAUCUUUAUGCUCAGGGAGUCCGACUGGUCAAGAAAGCUGAUGAGAGGAUUGAUGGCAGCGCAGAGGAGGUGGAGAGAUUGGGACAUGCAGUUGAGGGAGGAGAUGGAUGAUGCCAUCUCGGACAUUAUAAUGUUUGCAGACCAGGAGGUAUUGUUGCAUCUGCUACGGACAAAUGAGAAACAAUGGCGGAGAAAAGUUCAGUUUGAGAACUCUUUCUACUUCAAUGCUUACUGGGCAAACGCGGUUCCCAGUUGGCAGAAGUGGGCGAACACCACUGGUGCAAAUCGGUCUUCCUCUGAUGAAGGACCAUCGUUCACCGUUCAUUUUGCCGGUUGCCAGUUCUGUCGUGGCUGGGAGCGCUACAAAUUAAGCGCUUGCUUGGAGGCCUUCAAAUCUGUUGAUAGGAUUCUGGCCCACAUGCAGUCGUCUGAGGCUACUGCAGCCAAUACGUAGUCUAAGAGCAGCAUAAUUCUAAUUUGGUACCUGCAUUUUGCAUAUAGGCGACUCUUUUACUGUCAUCCCUGAACAGACAGUCGGUUCAUCAUGCGUGUUUCACACUGUAACAUGGCCCUUCGUGCAAACGCAAGACUGUGGAUUUCGCAUCAGGGAACAUGGCAGAGCCUGUCUGGGCCCUGUUCGGGCCGGCCUCCAGCCAGCCCACCUUCUUUUGCUUUGUUUCCUGGAAAACCGGGACAGGGAAUCGGCUAGGAUUGCAGUAAGCGAGAAAGGAACUCUGAAGCUGUUGACAGAGUUAACCCCACUUCCUCCCGGCCAAAUGUAGGCACAACAUGUUCGAAGCUACAAGCCAAUGCUGCGGCAGGCUCGCAAGCGGACUGAUAGGAGUGGUGGAGACCAGUCCUGGUGGCCUGACUGACCGUGGCAGGUGAAGAUUGUUGGUUGGGGAGAAAGGCACUAAUGCAGUCAUGCGGGACAGCGGCAGACUGCCACAUUGAUUGAGUCUUUUUACUCCCUUCCAGCAGAUGUUGCUGCCCCUACCAGAGUGGAGGUACUGCUGUGUAUGGCGCCUAAUGUACGGAAGAUUGCCCAUUGUUUUUGGAACCAUGGGGGGGAGGGUGAUCUUUAAUCAAGUUUUGAAGUGUGUGACAGCAUUGGAGCUUGGUAAUAAAAAAAGGGGCAAGCACGUUGAUGUCACUUUUGAGU